This is a messenger RNA of Lizanozyma spartinae, 3423 nucleotides long. RefSeq lists its product as uncharacterized. NCBI's taxonomy places the organism in Eukaryota, Fungi, Ascomycota, Pichiomycetes, Serinales, Debaryomycetaceae. The coding region runs from base 1 to 3423 and encodes 1140 amino acids. The transcript has a single exon. The record is from RefSeq and is a predicted model, not a curated record.
AUGGUGAGUUACGCUACAUCGGAGGUACCAGGGUUACAAGAACUAUUCCCCUUGCAAACUGUGAGGUUGCCGUUAAAGUAUCCGGCCAACGAAACACAAGUGGCCUCUUCUAAUAGCCAUGAAACAUAUGCUACUCAAUUGGCCUCCUCAGGUCAUGUUGUUAUGGUAGAAGAGAACUCCUAUAUUGAUUUCGUUACUUUUGGUAUCAGAAACAAAGGUUUGACAUUACUGUUGACACCUGUAUCGCGCUCCAAUGUAUCAGGGCUUUCAUUCCGUACCAUCAAUAUUGAACUCCCACAUGCUGUGUACUCUAAGGAAUGUGUCAGUGUGCGAUAUUCUUCAUUGGAGAAGGCCAUGGUGGUUGACUUUGUCACCAAGACGUUUCUCUUUGUAACUUUGAAGAUAAGGUUACAAGAUUUUGUUUUGGGGAAGCUGCUGUCGUCUAUAUUCCCAUUGGAUGAGUUUGACCAAUGGGGUCACAUUUCAGUACCCUUUUCGUUCGAGUUGAAGUCAUCACCGUUUUCCAUUAAGGCUUUAGAUGAUUCAAAUAUAAUUGUUUCGUUGAAAGAUGGUGGUUUAUUGCACUUUGAAAGAUCUUCUCCUUUGCAUGAUUUUGACGUUUAUUCAUUCAUGGAUGGUUCUUCUCUAAUGUCGUUAAACUUGCUUGAGAUGUUCUGGUCCAAAAAAGGUGGUAAAACCCGUAAUUCUUCAACCAAUGUUGAAGGUAUAAGUUCAAUGGCAGUAGUCGACUUGGUUCCUAUCAAUGAGAAAGUGUUUGUUACAUUGAGCAUAAGUAAGGAGGUUAAUUGCUGGAGUUUAGAAAGUCACGCUGAAGUUUCUGGUUCAUUCCAUUUGGGUUCAGCUACCAAUAGUAACUUUUGGUUAUCUAUGAUCCCUCGAAAGUAUAUGCAAAUUGUAACUGGUGAUGGCGGCUCUAACGGGAAGCGUUAUUUGGUAUUACAUUAUUCAUUACCACACGAUGAUAUUAGUGGGUAUUCAUUCAGCGUAUGGGAGAUAGUAGACAGUGAAGGGAACUUUGAGUUGAUUAAGUUAGACAACAUGCUGAUAAAUUUAACCAGUCCUAAAUCAAUAUUCAACAAUCAUAGACAAGAUAACCUUCACAAUUUGAAUUGGUACAUUCAAGAUUUCCAAACCGUGUACUCAGGGAAGGAAAACAGCGUGUUUGAUGUCAAUAUCUUAUGGAAAUCAAACAGCUUAUCAGUAUUAGCUACUUAUGAUGUGGUGUUCCCAACGGGUGAAGUUCUUGAUAUCAAAUGGUCCAACACCUCUACUGCCCAGAAUACUAUUUUCAGACCGACUGUUUUGGAUGAGUUUCUUCCUUACAGAGAUUUGAAAUACUUCCAAUGGAAAAUACUCAAAUCAGGCAUAUAUGACAAGAGAACCAUACUUUCAGCUCUUGAUAUAUUCAGGCAUCAUGCAGACUUAGCCUCUCGUGAUAAAAGUAGUACAGACGAUUCCAUUAUUGGGGGCCUUUUGUACGAAACAAUGGUAGCCACUCACAAGACCAAAGAAUACGAUUUGAAAACCUGUUGGUAUAAAUUCGAUGCUUUAUGUGAAGAAUUGAAGCGUACCGAGCUUGAAACAUUAGCUCUUGAUGUGGUUUCGUCAUCAUCAUCAUCAUCAGGUAGUACGUUGGUUAGUUAUCUUUCUAAUGGUUUAAUGGAAUACCGUGAAAGUCAUUUAUUUGAAGAGUUUUUGGAUUCAGGGAAUCCCUUAUGUUCUAUUCUUAAUAACUUGACUACUCUAUUGUCUUCAAAAUCACUCUACAAGAUUUACGAAUCAGUGAUUCAAUUAUCGAAUUCACAGGGUAGCCUUUCUGGCAGUGAUGCUACCGAAUUAUAUCAAUCGAUUUUGGCACUGAAGAUACAGGUUGAAGAAUCCCAGAAAUUACAAGAAGAGCUUCAAGCCAUUCCCCAAAUUGAUGAGUUAAUUCAAUCUUUCUUUGACUUGAAACAUUCUAGAACCUGUUCGUCUCAAAGUUUCUCUUCCUCAAGUUCAACUCCAAGUGAAUACCAAAAGCUUAUAUUUAUGAACUCCAUUUCCAAACUUGAACAGUCUCAUGAAAUUACUUUGCUAGGACUUUUGAUUUUGUUUCUUGUAUCUGAACUAGAUGAUGACGUUCUUGGGGUUAUAAAUCAGAUAGUUGAAGUGUUAGCAAACUAUACCAAAUUGAACGUGGUUGUUGGAACUAGUGUUGUUAACUCCAGCGUAACCACAAACGUGUUAGGAAAGGCUUCACUGAGUAUUCUCUGGGAGAUUAUCUCCACAAGUCCUAAGUUAACUCAAUUGGUUACCGAUGGUCAAAAUAGUGGAUUCCAAAAGUUAAUUGAAUUUGUCAAUGGUUCUAAUUCUGAAUUUGUUUUAGAUGUGAUUCUUGGAUUGAUCGGCCAUAAUGGAGGGUUAUUAAUUGAAGAGGAAUUCUUUUCUAAAUUAUCACCUUCCGAACCAACAGAUCAAUUCUUGAAAGGGUUGGUAUAUUUAAUCGAUGGUAAACCUCAAGAGAUGUUCAAGGUAUUCUCACAAGUCCCACCACUUGCUUUACCAAAGGGGAUUAUUGAUAAGUUGAGAAGUAAAUUACAGAGUAACAAAGCCAUUAGUCAAUUUUUGGCUGAUUGCUUUGAUGGUCCAGUUUCAUACUAUCAUUCAUUAGCUCACCUAGCGAAGGAAUAUGCGAUAACCAAUAAGGCAUCACCACAAGAUCCCAAUUCUUCUAGCUUAUCCACUGAAUACCUUAAGAUAUCAAUAGCUUUUGAGUUUCUCGCCAUUGAACAGUUGAAUCAUAGUGGUGAUGUUGGGGCUAAUAUCACAGACAGAAACUCAUAUUACAUCAACAUAUUUGAAAUGGGACUUGGUAUUAACGACUACGACGUGGUUCUUGAAUCACUUGGGAACUUGAAACUGACGUUUGACUAUGAAUCGUAUGUUCAAAAGUAUAUUGGGAGGUUGGCAAGUACCAACCAAUUAGACCAAUUGUUCCAUCGCCAACCAGUGACAAGCAACUACUUGUUGAUUGACCGCAUCUUGGUGUCCUUAGCGGAAGCCGAAACCGACGAUGUUAUGCGGGCAUUGAUCAUUCACAAGGCCAUCUUUUCAUGGAGGCUCUUUGGAGGUGGUAAUAAUAUCAAAGAUUAUAAUACUUUGGUCGAUACAAGAGGUGCGUGCGAAAGCUUGUAUUGGUUUAUAGUGCGUUACCGUCAACAGAGUACUUGGAAAAUUGAUGAUGAUCCAAAGGCAACCAAGUUGAAGGUGUUGGAGUUGUAUUUGAUUAUUGUCAACUGCAUCAAGAGCUUUGAAAAGGAUGAUGAUAGAUGGUUAAUUAGCAUGGGAAAGUUGAUCACUCUCAGUCAAAUAAGCAAUGAGUAUUACAGUUGGUUCAAGGAGUUAGAGAAUGACAUUUUAUAG